AUGCACGACACUAUUGCUCCUGCCUGCUACUGCUGCUGCGCUGCUGCUGCUGAUGCCUCAAGGCUCGCAACUCUAUUAUUUGUCUUGCAUGACCUUGAUUCGCGAUCUCCCAUUCCAGGCUACAGCCUUGUUGACAUUUAUCAAAACUUCAAAAGCCCUGGCAACCAGUGGAUUUCUCACUCGCAAGACAAGGUCCAGCCAUACAACAACAAGCCUGACUCGGCUACACAGGGUAACGACUCCAGGUGGUAG
Molecule: messenger RNA, 252 nt
Organism: Fusarium pseudograminearum CS3096
Lineage: Eukaryota; Fungi; Ascomycota; Sordariomycetes; Hypocreales; Nectriaceae
Exons: 2
Coding region: 1-252 (83 amino acids)
Source: RefSeq, a predicted model, not a curated record